Haliotis rufescens (red abalone) is the source of this 993-nucleotide messenger RNA. Its product is annotated as serine/arginine-rich splicing factor 4-like. The record is from RefSeq and is a predicted model, not a curated record. NCBI's taxonomy places the organism in Eukaryota, Metazoa, Mollusca, Gastropoda, Lepetellida, Haliotidae. The transcript has 4 exons. The coding region runs from base 1 to 993 and encodes 330 amino acids.
AUGAAAGCAGAGGCCAGAAAGCAUGAGCCAGAGAGCAUGAGCCAGACAGCAGGAGCCAGACAGCAGGAGCCAGAAAGCAGGAGCAAGAAGGAGCCAGAUAGCAGAGCCAGACUGCAGGUGCUAGACAGCAGGAGCCAAACAGCAGGAACUAUAAAACAGGAGCCAGACAGCAGGAGCCAGAAAACAGGAGCCAGACAACAGGAACCAGACAACAGGGGCGAGAAACCAGGAGCCAGACAGCGGGAGCUAGACAGGAGCCAGCCAGACAGCAGAACCAGACAGCAGGAGCCAGAAAGCAGGAGCCAAACAGCAAAAGCCAGACAGCAGGAGCCUCAUAGCAGGAGCCAGAAAGUAGGAGCCAGAAAGAGCCAGAAAGCAGGAGCCAGAAGGCAGGGACCAGACAGAAGGAGCCAGACAGCAGGAGACAGAGAGGUGCAGCCAGACAGAAUAGCCACACAGCAGCAGACAUACAGCAGGAGCCAGAAAGCAGGAGCAUCACAGCAGGAGCCAGACAGUAGGAGCCAGAAAGUAGGAACCAGAAAGCAGAGCCAGAUAGAAGGGGCAAGAAAGCAGGGUCAGAUAGCAGGAGCCAAACAGCAGGAGCCAGACGGUAGGAUGCAGACAGGAGAAGCCAGAAAACACGAGCCACAAAGUAGGAGCCAGACAGAAGGAGCCAGAAAACACGAGCCAGACAGCAGGAGCCAGCCAGACGGCAGAACCAGACAGCAGAACCAGACAGCAGGAGCCAGACAGAGCCAGAACGUACGAGCCAAACAGGAGCCAGAUAGCAGAGCCAGACUGCAGGUGCUAGACAGCAGGAGCCAAACAGCAGGAACUAUAAAACAGGAGCCAGACAGCAGGAGCCAGAAAACAGGAGCCAGACAACAGGAACCAGACAACAGGGGGCAGAAACCAGGAGCCAGACAGCGGGAGCUAGACAGGAGCCAGACAACAGGAGCCAGCCAGACAGCAGAACCAGACAGCAGGAACUAG